AUGCCACAACCGCCAUCCCGCGCAAUCGCCUCCAAAGACCUGCCGCCGUCCGUCGAAACUGCCUACUACCGCAAAUGCAUCGAUCUACGGCGCCGGAUAACCGACAUUGAAGACAAUAACGAUGGCACGCGCCUGCGCAUAACCCGCCUGAACCGUGGAAUCCAGAAGAUGCGCCUCGAGCGCGCUUUUCUCCUCGAACAACUCAACAAGCACAUGGAGUACAACGUCGACGACAGUGAUCGGAGUAGCAGCCCCCCGCCCACCCCAACCGACAAGCCGCUGCGCAGCAAGCGGAGCCACAACAGAAAGGGCACCCCUCCCCUUGGCAGCAGCGGCGGCGCCGGUGGCGCGAGCAGUACUGCAGGCGGCGAGGGCGAACGACUAGGUGCCGAAGGAAGGAUAGGAGCCAUAGGCCACAUAUCGCACAGCGUGAACCCCGUCAGCAGCGCGCAAAGCACCCCAGACCCCGGCCGGUCGCAGAGCAACUAUUUCAACACCGUCGGAGCCGGCAGUGCCACCACGGCUGCGAGUCCCCCAACCAGCGUCGUCAAUGGAGCACCCCCGCCAUCCCUCCCUCCCCUACAUUCUCUCCCGUCGCUACAGCCCCAGCAACCAGCCCAGUCGCAGUCUCAGCCUCAGCGCCAGUACUUUGAUCCUGCGUAUGAUGAGCAGCGUCCGGCGCCGGCGGCUAAUGACGAGGAAGGAGGCAGGCAACGUGCGCUUUCGGGUGCUGCGCAGCAGCCUCCUGCUGCUACUGCGACCGACUCUGCUGCUGCUGCUGCUGCUCCACCGCAGAAUGGCGAUACGGAGAUGACGGAUGCGAGCUUCACGGCUGUGAACCGGUAG
This is a messenger RNA of Bipolaris victoriae FI3, 846 nucleotides long. RefSeq lists its product as hypothetical. The record is from RefSeq and is a predicted model, not a curated record. The coding region runs from base 1 to 846 and encodes 281 amino acids. Lineage: Eukaryota; Fungi; Ascomycota; Dothideomycetes; Pleosporales; Pleosporaceae. The transcript is spliced from 2 exons.